GCGCGACGGUGGGAAAAUCGUGAAUGUUUAAUCAAGUGGCGAGCAGCGGAAUGAUCAAUUUUUGAAGAAGAAAAAAUUGUGGCAAACUCUUGAAGUGGGAGGCGCCUUCAAGUAUGUUAGUUGCACCCUGGCGACCCGAUCAGAUCAAUCGAUGGCUUCAAAAGGAGGGUUUCCCAUUGCAUCAGCCAACAACGAAGAAGUCUUUCAAGCCUCAAACCUGUGGUACAUGUAAAGUGCAGAUUCAUCUUCGAUUGCUUCCGCACCGAUACCGAUCCGUACCGGUACCCCGCCAAGUCCCUGCUCCAGCUACCAGUAGCGAUGGUUCUUCGAGGAUAGACAUUUCAUGAUCGGUGCUACGACAAGGAUUCAACUAACAACGAUUGUCUUCGUGAAAAGAGGAUUCGUACUUAUUGGUACCAUGCAUCAACACGGAAGUCAAUCGUAUUUUAAGUUCCUUGUUAGUUGGCUGCAAGUACGGGUGGCAUUUUCUUUGCAGAGGCAACUCUUGUAGCUCCGUACUGAAACAAGAGAGUCCAUAGCAGCAUGCAGGCAGAAGAAUUCUAGGACUACUUGUUAGCUGAGAUGACAGCCAUCAACAGAAUUUAAAUGAGCUGCCGUGGUCGGUAUCGGUAGUUCGCAUUCAAUGGGAACUCUCUCGUUCCGCAACCAGCCAACGAUGUGUGCAACGACCAAAAAGGGAACGUGCCAACAAGUUGACGAUUUGGCGGCACUCCUGUUGACAUGGAAAAACAGCACUCACAUUGCAAGAAGUGCAAGAAUAAUUCAACAAUCCAUCCAACAGCAAAACCAAAGUCCGUGGAGUGACAGUCGAGCAGUCUAAAAUGAGAAAGUACGUGUCACGCCAAGAGAGUACCCUGGGUCGAAGGAGGUCCAAUAUUCCCAGUUUGGUAUGUGCCUUUGCGGCAUCGGCCACCACUGGAGGCACCAUUUAUUGUUUUGGCGUCUUGGCCAAUGACCUCAAAAAGGCGCUCCAAAUCACCCAAAUGCAGCUGGGAGCCGUCAGUGCGGCCUUUUUCAUUGCUGGUCUAAUUAGCUGGAUUCCAGGAAUGGUGGUGGACAGAAUGAAGAUGCGAUUCUCCAUGUCCUGUGGUGGUCUUUCCGGUGCUACAUUUACCACCAUAUAUUGGAUUCUAUGUCGUAACCCGGGCCUAUCUCCGUUUUUCCGCGACCAUCCUGUGGCCGUUCUCUCUUGUUUGGCCAUUGCCAUUUGCCUCAGUUGUGGGUUGAUUGUGGGAAGCGUCUUCAAGCUCACACUAUUGUGCGGAGGACGCGAUGGCAAGGGGCCAGCUGUUGGUAUUGCCAAGGGCUUUGUCGGUUUGGGUUCAGGUGUCUACGCUACCCUUUUUCAAGCCAUUCGAGAUGACAACGAAUCUACCUUGGACUUUUUGUUGGUGAUUGCCUUCUUUUUCAUUCUCAAUGCAACCCUUCCAGCUCUAUUUUUGCUGCCGCCCAAAGAGGAGUCUCAUCCUCGAUUGAUGAGAAUGGAAACUACUCCACUGCACUUUCGCACCAUGUACGCAAGCCUGGCAGUCUUGUGCUUGUUCAUUUUGGGAAGUGCCAUUUGUGACAUCUGGAGUGUUAGUGACGAUCAACCAAAGGGCAGAAACUUUGGCAAUGUACUGAUGAUCCUCAUCCUCUGGCUUGGGCCCAUUGUCUCCCUUUUGUACCUACCCCGAAAACGAGAGGAGGAGGAGGAGGAUGAAUUGAUAACCGAGUCAACAAGCCUCCUCACUUCUGGCAACAAAGGAGAGGCGGAUGAGGAGGAUCAGGGGUCUCCAGGUGACCGUAGCUGGAUCCCCGACAGUCCAGAAGAAGAAGUUCUCCCACCGCCACCCAAAGUGCCCAAUGUCGUUGUCGAUUUCCGAGCAGAUCUCAGUCUACCCGAGAUGUUGCAGACAUCACCGGCUUGGAUCAUGUUGUGCAUUACGCUAGUCCUUGUUGGCUCUGGAACGGCCAAGACUAACAACAUGGGACAGAUGGUCGAGGCUCUUGGCUUCACCGAGAGUGUGACCCCAGCCACGCUAGCCAUUUUUUCGGUAGCACAAGCAGCGGCCCGCAUAUCGACAGGUAUCCUGUCCGAGGCUGCCCUCAAAUGGAGCAACGUGAGUGUCCCGUCCUUUAUCAGAGCAGAGGACAGCAACGGUGGUAUCCCCCGGCCCUUUUUCUUGGUGAUUGCCUGCAGCAUUUCAUUGCUGGCCCACUUGCUGCUGGCAGCCUCGACCGAUCUGGUUUCGUUUGUCUUCGGUUGUGCCAUUUCAGCAAUUGCCUUUGGCAUGGCAUGGCCGUUGAUGGUCCUGAUUGUGGGCGACGUCUUUGGAGUGGAGCACCACGGGGCAAACUACAUGUUUUUUGACGGGGGUACCAAGGCUCUUGGUACCUUGUUGCUAUCAGAGUUUCUUGCUGGAUUUGUUUAUGAAGCUCAUGUCGACAAUCAACAUCACUUGGAUCAGGGAGUCGACGGUAUGCUCAACGCCUGUUGGGGCCCGCAGUGCUUCCGAGAUACACAUCUUGUGAUUGCUGGCUUGUCUUUGAUAUGUAUGGUGGCAAGCUUGCUUCUCUGCUAUCAAACUCGGUUUGCCUAUGGUUCUCCUCUGGCUAGGUGAAAGAGCUGUUUGUGGUUACUAAGAGCAGCGUGAAGCUCAACUCAUCUACUGUACCGGUAGAAGUACUGCCGCACCAGUUUUGCUGUCAUAACAUAAAACGACAAGUUACUUUCUCGAGCAGCGCUUACGGGCUCUCUGAACAGCUCUCUGAACCUAAGACUAUGUCAGAGCAGCACAGGAAUCUAGUUCAAAGCUCUGUGGUCCCAGACCUCCAUCGUCGGCGUGCUUGGGCCGUUCGGCGCUCUGAUGCCCACUACCGGUGCUUACUGUCUAUGAGGUGUCUUGAGUGGAAAAGUUGUGACAGAAGAACGACAUCGGGACACAACACUUGUUCGAAGGCCAAGGUUCCUUGCACGGUAGACGAAUGCAAAUCAAGGGACAGACUAUCAACCUUCAGACUGGGAACUUUAUUUCAAGUAGUCUAACCACCAAAGGUCAACCACAGCGAGACCGUGACUCCUACGAUGGUACUCAACCAUCGAGGCAUGACUGAUACUGAGGCGCUCAAGCUUGAACCAAGAUUUUUGUUGUUGUCCCCUUGGUCCGACUUGCGUGGGAACUGUACGGACGGACUGAGGCUUGGACUGAUGCUUGGACUGAUGCUUGGACUAGCAGAAUUUGUUGGUGUUGCGGUCGGGGGCGGUGCAGUGUUCUCCAUUCGUACAAUCUUGGAACCGGCGUAACCAUCUCCUCUGGAGCCAUCGCUGGAAAUCAAUAGUCGUCCACAGUCAUCAAAGCUGACGUCAACCGGCCUGAAACCAUCAUCCCAUCUGGCAUCAGGAGGUUCAUGCUUCAAUAAGUCAUAUGGAUAUUCCCCAAUAGGGUCGCCAUACUCAUCCAUUUCCACGUAAACAACUUUGUAUCCAGUUGGGACGUCCCGGUUCCACGAUCCGUGGUAAGCCAUGAAAGCAUAUCCAUUCAUACUCUUAGGAAAAGCAACGUCAGGAGAGCAAGCGGCAGGGCGAUCUGCAGGAUCUUUCCAUUCAUAAAAGGUGAUUCCAAGUGGAGCAGAAUGACCCUGGAGAGACAUGACAGGACGGACUGUGUUGUUUCGGCAUUCAUCAUCUGUAAUGGCUCCAUCUUCCAAAAACGAUGGCCACGCC
Seminavis robusta is the source of this 3727-nucleotide messenger RNA. Lineage: Eukaryota; Bacillariophyta; Bacillariophyceae; Naviculales; Naviculaceae. The record is from the annotation of a GenBank genome assembly.